GGAGCGGAGGGAUGUCAGCAGCAGAUCUGCUUCCGCUGUGAUCAGUAGGAAUCACUUAGAAAGUUUGGCAGCCGUCUCAUUAUCCUUUCUUCUUGGGACGUGUCCAGCUCCACCUCAUUGUGAAAUCUGAGAAGUCGCUUAAAUAUGUUGUGUCAUCAGAAAAGCGAAACCAUGAGAGCAGCCACUUGAUGACGAGUGCAGACCGGAGCGCAGGUGGUUAUUUUCUGGGUAUUGUGUGUAUCCUCUGUAUGCUGCAGUCUAUCCAUCAUCUCCAAGGACUCUCACAGGUGUCAUGUGUCGAUAAUAUCUUCUUACCGUGUGGGGACCAUGCAGUGCCAUGGAUCUGUGUCCCGUCUGGGGGUCCUUAGGCGAAGUAAUCUUCUUCUCCAUGAGAAAUGGUUGCUCUCUGUCCGGGCCGUCAGUGGACGCCAUAGGUGUCACUCCGUUCUUAGUAAAGACACUUUCAGGGCUGGUCGUCCUGUCUUCCUGCUGUUCAAGCCCCAUGGGAUGUUUGGCACCUGUACGUCUCAGAGGAGUCAGAGUGGGAUAGUAACCGAUCCGAUUCAGCAGCAUCGCCAACGUCUCUCAGCUUGGUUCAGUUGUCUGCCCACUGAAGAAAGGCACUUUGGACCUUCCUUUGCCCUAGACUCCAUCCACAUUGAUCCUGUUAUCCGCGAAAGUUCUCCGGAAGAUAUUCUGCGUCCGCUGUCCGAGUUAACAUUCCAUGCCCAACUGCAGAGCCCAUUAUGUCCUCAGAGUAUGUCCGUGUGUCAGCUGUUCCAACCAAACGCAGCUGGAAAACCCAUCAGGAGUGUGGUUCUUUAUGGGACAGUUGGUACCGGAAAGAGCACGCUUAUCCGAAAACUUGUACUGGAUUGGUGCCAUGGGCGGAAGAGCGAGUUUCAGCUCAUCAUUCCCCUUUCUUGUGAAGAUCUGUCCCAAGUUACCGCUCCAAUUUCACUUACGCGGCUCAUUGGCAAGAAGUAUCUCCAUCUGCGAGAACUGUUGCCCACGCUGCAGAAUUAUUCUGGGGUGCUCUUUAUACUGAACAGCUUAGAGUGGAUGAAUCUAGAUUUCAGAAUGGCCAGCACUGAGUUAUGCAGUGACCCGAAUGAACCAAUGCCACCAGCAGCUAUCCUUGUAAAUCUCUUGAGAGGAUACCUGCUUCCAGAGGCAAACGUGUUGGUGACCACUCGUCCCUCAGCAUUAAGUCGAAUCCCGCGGAAGUAUACCGGCCGGUUUGCUGAGGUCUGUGGCUUUUCAGACAUGGAACUGCAAAAGAUGUACUUCCACUUACGCUUGGGCCACCGAGAUGCAGACCCACGUGAAACGGCAAACUUGGCGGAAAUGUUAAGCCGCAACCUGGAACAUCACAGCCAGUUGGCGGCUGCUUGUUUCCUGCCAUCUUAUUGCUGGCUGACUUGCGCUACAUUACACCUGCUGUACUAUGCCAAGCCUGAUGAAUCCCCUAUGACACUGACUGGCAUUUACACAACCUUUUUACGAUUAAACUUUGCCGGUGAGGUGUUGGACAUAACGCAACCCUCUAAAAUCUCCCUGAUGCUUUAUGUAGCACGCACAGUAGGCAAACUGGCAUAUGAAGGCUGCAAUUCUCGACGUACCAAAUUCACGGAAUCCGAUAUCACAAAGUGUUUUCACCUACAGAUGAACAGUGAGGAAGAGCUCAACCUUCUUGACGUCUUCCGAUCGGACGCGUUUCGUUUUUUUCUCACUCCCUGUGUCCAGCCAGGCCAAGAGAACGUCUUUGUCUUCACCAUACCUGCUAUGCAGGAAUACUUAGCCGCACUAUAUGUCGUAUUGGGAGAAAAUAAGACCGCUUUGCAACGGUUAGGCAAAGAGCUUUCCGAGGUGAUCAGCAAAGCCGGAGAAGACGUGAUGGCCGUAGUCAACGUGUUGUCUAAAUUUCUUCCUUUGCGCAUCUUCACACUUUUUAAUCUUUUACGCGUAGUGCCACGGCUUUAUGGAAAAGUCAGUGGACAGAGCCGUGAAAACAUCGCUCAAAUGAUGACGGCGGAAAUGUUUCGAGAGGAGGAUUCUUAUAAUGACGAUGUUCUAGACCAAAUAAGCUAUAGCAUCCUCGGUCUGGAGGGACCUUUGCAGUCAGCCGAGGGGGAUAAUUAUGGCAGACAAGAAGCAUUUGAGUUAUAUCCCAUUUUCAUGGCAGGACUUCUGUCCCGUCAGAAUCGAGCCAUGCUUAACCAGCUAGGCUGCACCAUUAUGAACAUGGAUGCCCUAAAAAUCACCCGUGCUCUAAAGAAGCAUCUGUUGAAGCGCAGCCUUCGCAGGCUCCCACCCUCUGAGCUAAUGGACUUUCUCUUCUUUUUGUAUGAGUUUCAAAAUCCGAGUUUCUCGGCGGUACUGGUAAAUUCACUUCGAGAUCUGGAUCUCUCCACCGUCCGCAUGACGCCACUCAAAUGUAAUGUGGUUGCCGUUGUAAUUGGAGGAACAGGAAAACUGCUGACAGAUGCCGACCUCAGCUCCUGUCACCUAGAUCCUGAUGCCAUUCAUACAUUGGCGCCUGUGCUCCGGAGAUGCCAGAAUGUGAAUCUGCAUAUGAACGCACUAGGACCUGAUUCCUGCAGAGAAAUAAAGGAGCUCCUGUUACACCCAGACUGUGCAAUCAGCAGUCUACGGUUAUGUAAUAACCCCUUGGAACCAGAGGGAGCGCAGUUAAUCAUGGAAGGACUUGCCGGUAACAGUUCAUUAAAGUACCUGUCUCUCCUGCGCACAGAUCUUGGAGAUGAAGGAGCUGAAAUCCUGGCAAAUAAUCUUGGAAAAAAUAAGAAUCUGCAAGAGCUAAAUCUAGCAUAUAAUGGGAUCCAUGACCAGGCAGCUCUCAGGCUCGGGGAAGUGGCUUCACUUCACCCAACACUUGGCAGAGUUCAUUUGUAUUUCAAUGAACUAUCAGACAGUGGUCUUCGUGACUUGCAGUCCAUGGGUGACGUCAGAGUUAUCGUAUCCCUUACAGAAGGAUCAGAUGCAUCGCGUCAUUGGUCUCUGAUACUGAGAGAGCUGAAGGCUAAUGCUGGGGGCUGGGAUCAUGCCCGAAUGGGCGCACACCUCACUCUGCUCCUGCGAGAUCUACAAAGUAGUCGGGCAAUGACUGGGAACCUGUGGCGUAAAGUGCGUAUUAUACGUGUGGAGACAGAAGUCAAGCGCAUGCUGAGUCGUAUUCAGGGAGGGAAGCUCUGAGGCCAUACACCCUGUAUAGCGGUCAGCCAAACGGCUUUCUCUGCCACGACCCCCUUCCCCAUACACAUGCACGCUCGGUUUGGCCCAGAGUGCAGGAGUUCUCAAUAGGGAGAGGAGAGUAAAUCUCUGAUAGACACCUUCAAGCGGCGGUUCGUCUUCCUAAGAACAGAAGGAUUGGGCAUGUUGACAUCCAGGAAUCCCCCAUAUACAUUACAUGGUUUGCCAAAAUCAAUGGAUUGGGCUGACUUACAUCUUAUCUGUGUGGUCGGCUACACUGUAGAGUUUAAUCUUGCAAAAUGUGAUCAUUUUCCAAUUAGUUUUGGCAGAGGAAAGGAGAUCACAAUUCGUUUACCCAUUAGCUCUAUGUGACUUGUAUAGGUUUCCUGUCCCGCUAUUGAUCUGCUGCUGCUUUGUACAUAAAUAAUAAAUGUCUGCUUUAUUAUCUCA
Bufo bufo (common toad) is the source of this 3660-nucleotide messenger RNA. It is a transcript of the gene NLRX1, whose product is annotated as NLR family member X1. Gene Ontology annotation, molecular function: protein binding. The record is from RefSeq and is a predicted model, not a curated record. The coding region runs from base 328 to 3213 and encodes 961 amino acids. Gene Ontology annotation, cellular component: mitochondrion. The transcript has 8 exons. Lineage: Eukaryota; Metazoa; Chordata; Amphibia; Anura; Bufonidae. Gene Ontology annotation, biological process: negative regulation of canonical NF-kappaB signal transduction.